AUGGGAAAAUCAACUUUAAGCGUAAUCAUACGAGAAGUGUGUUCUCUAAUAUGGUCUGAACUUUACCCAAAAUAUAUGAAAAUGCCAUGUAUAAACGAUUGGCUAGAAAUAGCAAAUAAAUUUGAAGUGUCUGCUAAUUUCCCUCAUUGUGUCGGUGCUGUAGAUGGAAAGCACAUCAGAGUAAUAAAACCAAAUAAAAGUGGAUCGAUGUUUUUGAACUACAAACAUUACUUCUCGAUUCUAUUAAUGGCAGUCGCCGAUAGUGACUACAACUUUAUUUAUAUCAGUGUCGGUGCUUAUGGAAAGGAUUGUGAUUCAGGUGUUUUUAAAGACACAGCUUUCUGGCACAACAUGAUUAACAAUACUUUGAACUUGCCAGGACCUACUUCCUUACCUAAUACCAACAUUGCCUUGCCAUAUGUAUUCGUAGGUGAUGAAGCAUUUGCAUUACAUCAGAAUUUACUGCGCCCAUAUAAUAGUCAAAUGCUUGAUGCAGAAAAAUCCGUUUUUAAUUAUCGGUUAACAAGAGCGAGACGAUAUGUAGAAUGCACCUUUGGGAUACUGGCCAAUAAGUGGCGAAUUUUUCAUCGACCUUUAAAUGUGUCAUUGGAUUUGGCUGUUGAUGUUGUGAAAGCUUGUUGUUUACUGCAAAAUUUUAUACACAAAGAGGAGGGCGUAAAAGGGGUCCAAGAAUCUCUAAGCGGGUGUGAAUUAGAGGAGUUUUUGCCAUUUGAUUCAACAGAAAUGGUUCCUACAACAGCUAAUGAAAUACGUGACAAAUAUAAGGAGUAUUUUAAUUCUGAAUAUGGCAGUGUACCAUGGCAAAAUAAUUAUUGUUAAUAUGUAUGCGAAACAUGUUUCUAUCUAGCGGGAAUACUCAAGCUACUACUAGUAGUGAUGGGACUCGAGUGACUUUUUUUCACUCAAGUCACUCGCCAGUGAAAACCGAUUUACUCGAGUGUCACUCGAGUAAAGAUGAGACUCGAGUAUUUUUUUUUUCGAGUGAAUCAUUCGAGUCACACGUAAUCCGAGUCAUCAAAAAUAUGACUCGAGUGGGAGUAAAAACAAAACUACUCGAGUAACUCGAGUGAAACACGGCUCGAGUCCCAUCACUAACUACUAGUAGCAAGUGAUUGCUUGUUUAAUGUAGGUACCUACCACACGAAAUUGCUUACGAGAUAUACUAUCCACACACUAUAUAAUACACUGUUGCAUUACGAUUUAAAUAAAAAACAUACUGAUCGUGUCUUGUCCCAAACUUCCUUUAAGUCAGCUACUUAUAUAUUUUUUCGUUUGGCCUCACUAGAUAGAAAUACAUUAACAAGAAUAAAUAAAAUUUUGUAAAAAGAUA
Messenger RNA from Melitaea cinxia (Glanville fritillary), 1351 nucleotides. Its product is annotated as protein ALP1-like. The coding region runs from base 1 to 840 and encodes 279 amino acids. The record is from RefSeq and is a predicted model, not a curated record. Lineage: Eukaryota; Metazoa; Arthropoda; Insecta; Lepidoptera; Nymphalidae. The transcript has a single exon.